UCUGUUUUUUUGUUAUCGCAUUUUGUAAAAAGUUCAAAAUCAGUUUAAACAUUGACCUAAUUGAUAAUAAUGGUCCACUAUAUUAAUGUGGAAUUAUGUAAAGUAAAGUCUAAAAUUACCGACAAAUAAGUGCGACGAUUAAAGAAAAAAAUACAACGGAAGGUGUAUUUGCAUAUGCACAGCAUAUUGAGUGAAUUUGAAGAAAGUGACCUCAUCUCUAGUCUAACUCUAAUCCAAACCUUGUAUUAAAGUGCCUUUCAUCUCUAAAUACAAAUAAUGAGAGACGGAAUAAGAUUACGUCAGCAUGUUACAAAAAGAUCUUCCGGUGAUAUACUAUAUGAAGAUAAAACUUCUUCAAAGAAGAAGGAAAUACUGCCAAAUGAAACUCAACAUUUGCUUUUCCUUUUUACAUUCUACCUAUUUCUGUCCAUUGUUAUAAUCGCAUUUGAAAAGAAAUUACCUGAACCUUUAACAAUAAAGAAAGAAGGUUUAUAUCCUGGGAGAUUCAUAGGUGAAAGAGCACAUAAUCAUGUUGUAAAUCUUACGUCCAUUGGUCCACGAAUUGUUGGAAGUUAUGAGAAUGAAGUAUUAGCAAUUAAAUAUUUAACAAACAGUAUCAAUAAUAUUAUUAAAGAUGCCAGUGCAAAUCAUAAAAUUUUAGUAAAUGUAACCAAACAUAGUGGAGCUUUUCCCUUAAAAUUUCUUGAUGGCAUGACAAAUGUUUAUAGAAAUGUACAAAAUGUCAUUGUCAGAAUUGGUCCAAAUAGACCCACUCAAACCAGUUUGUUGGUAAAUUGUCACUUUGAUACAUUUCCUGAAAGUCCUGGUGGAUCUGAUGAUGGAGCUGGUUGUGCUGUGAUGUUAGAAACCUUACGCGUAAUUGCUCAUAGUUCAAAGUUGUUAAAGCAUAAUAUUAUAUUUUUAUUUAAUGGUGCUGAAGAAAAUUUAUUACAGGCUUCUCAUGGCUUUAUAACACAACAUCCUUGGGCUAAGGAAGUGCGUGCGUUUGUAAACUUAGAAGCUUGUGGUGCAGGCGGUCGUGAAUUGUUAUUUCAGGCUGGACCUGAUAGCUCUUGGAUCCUUCAGGUAUACGCUAAGUCGGUUCCCUAUCCCUAUGCAUCAUCCUUAGCUCAAGAAAUAUUUGAAAGUGGUAUUGUACCUGGGGACACUGAUUUUCGAAUUUUCAGAGAUUUUGGAAACGUUUCUGGUCUUGAUUUUGCAUGGGCAACCAAUGGUUACGUGUAUCAUACAAAAUUUGAUAAUAUCCAACAAAUACCAUUGGGAUCUUUGCAAAGAACUGGAGAUAAUAUUCUUGCUUUAUUACAAGGAGUAGUUUUAGAAGAUUAUUUAUCCGAAGCGUCGUUUCAAGAAAACGUAGGGAAUCUUGUGUUCUUUGAUUUCUUAGGCGCAUUUGUUAUCAGAUGGCCGCAACACGUGGCAAGUACAAUUAACGUUGCUGCCAUAAUCGCUGGUAUAUAUUCAAUAUAUCUAAACACUAAAAGUGCUCGGAAAGAUGUAAAAAGAUCAAUAUACCUAAAGCAUUUAGUAUUAUGUAUUGGGGCAAUAAUCGUUUCAUGGCUAGUCUCGACUUUAUCUUGCACAUUAAUUGCACUCAUUCUUACAAAACUUGGGAAAGUUAUGAGUUGGUACGCAAGACCAGCAUGGUUGUUUUUCUUAUAUAUAUGCCCAACUAUUUUCGUAUCAAUGACGUUUUUCUCGUUCGUUGGGUCACGUCAAAAGAAGGAAGUUAAGUCCACGUGGAUCUUAUAUCAAAUAUACUGUGAUGCAUAUUUUGUAAUGUGGAUGUUCAUUCUCUUCUGUUGUGUUCUGUUUGAAAUCCGAUCUGGUUUUAUACCACUACACUGGGUCGUAUUUCCCACGAUUGGAAACUUACUUCGAUAUCAUUUCUUUAAUAAAUGGAGAGGCUGGAAAUGGCUAUUCUGUUAUUUAGCAACAAUGUGUUUACCUUAUAUACAAUCCUUCUACUUGGUAAUAGGAGCUCUUUAUCUGUUCAUUCCAAUAAUGGGACGAGCUGGUAGCAGUAUAAAUUCUGAAGUUGUCAUGGCUAACAUGUUAUGCAUAUUAUUCUGCUUACUGCUUAGUUUCACGUUACCAAUUGUACUUUUGAUUAAAAAUGCCGAACGAAUUCUAAGCGUGCUAGCUGGAAUAUUCUUAAUAACUAUAGGUGUAUUAAUUCUGACUCCGCUUGGUUUUCCUUAUAGCGGUGAUUUAUCAUCUGUAGCGCCUCAACGAUUUAUGAUCGCGCAUUCACAAAGACAAUAUUACGAUAUUAAUGGUAAACUACGGUAUUCUGGAACUGGGUACUGGAUAGCUGAUCUAGAUAUGAAUAGUCCAUACAGCGUGGAAGCUAUGGUACCGGAAAUAGGUGCUGUAACACCGACAGUAAAGGAUUGUGAGAAAGAGUUAUACUGUGGCUUACCGUAUUUCAUGCCUGUUACAACAUUUUUAUGGAAAACAAGUUGGAUUCCAGGUCCUGCACCAUUGAUUAAUAUUCCAACAAAACUUGAACUUGUUUCAAAAUCAACGAAACAAAAUACUGUCAGUUUCACAUUCAAUGUUACAGGUCCAGAUCAUAUAAGCAUAAUUUUAUCACCGUACAAAGGUGUCCAUUUAGAAAAAUGGUCUGUUUUGGAGGGGAAACCUUUGCAAGGACCUAAAUGGAAUGAUAGAGAAACGUAUUUUAUCUAUUAUUCUUGUGCAUCUGAUUGUGUUCCUUUUACGUUUUCCCUCGAAUUGCACGUGAACAGUAUGCCAAAAACUCCAUGUUUAUCAGUGGCGUUGGGUGGUCACUUUUUGCAUGGUGAACAUCAAACAUCAUUAAGAUUCAAGCGAUUUUUGGCACAAUUUCCAUCUUGGUCGGUGGUCACUCCGUGGACAGCAACGUACACCUCUUGGCAAUUUUAAUAUUACAUCAAGCAAUUCCACCUGUACCAAAUGCAUUUGCAACAAAAUAGUCAGCGGGAGCCUAACGAGGAUGGCACUGUACUAGGAUAGUAAUAGAUACGUCUAAAAGACAUAUAAUAUCUAAACAAUGCAAACUUAUAAGCUUAAGGAUUAGAGUAAUCCCAUAUUAUAUAUACACAGAUUCCUUGCAAUUGCAAUAUAGCAAGACACACUAAGAUUACCACUUAAAAGAAAAUAUUAAAGAAUGAAAUGUCUUUCAUUCUAUUUAUAUAACAUUUUUUACUAGUACAUUAUCGAUACCAUUUUUCGAAGUAGUCUUAAGACAUGGAUCGUAAACGACAUGAGAGUAAAUAUUGCCUCAUAAAUAAAUUUCUAUUUCAGUGAUUGUAACUAUCUAUUGUAGGGAUCUAAUAUGAUUUAGCAUAUCAAACGUAUGCCUUAGAAUAACUACAGCUACAUUCAAAUUUUAAAUGCUUUAGAUUUAUCUAUGAUAAUGGCUAGAAAGACUUCAAAAAUUAUUUUCUUUGAGUGAGUAAAGUACAGUCUUGUGUGAAUAGUUUAGAAGCAUAAACGACAUAAUCUGCUUUAUCACUCAAUGAAAGUUAUACUAAUUAUUUAGUAUCAAUAUUCCUUUUUAAUUUAACUUAACAUAAACUUACCGUGUAGUAAUCUUAAUGUUUUUUUUCCAUUGUUGAAUUGUACAGUUAUUGCAUACAUAUAUCCAUCUUUUUGUUUAGAGUUUUGUUGUUUUCACAAUUGUUUUAUUAUAUAUAGGCAAUAAUAAUCUCUUAGACAGAUGCUGAAUACAUAGUUGCAUUUUUGAAAGACGACUCUUUUUUUUCUAUAUAUUUAUUGUUUCAGAGAGACUGAAUCUUUGUUGUUGUUAUUUGUUAACUAUCUUUGUUUUAUUAUAGUUGAUUGUUUUGUAAUAUUAUAAUAUUGUAUGCAAUAGUCAUUACAAUUUAUUGUUUGAGCAGAUAAUUAUAGUUCACCGAAUUAAAAGUCAUAUCUACGAUUAGAAUACAAUUUCAAAGAGGAAUACAAUUUACUCGAGGAAACGUUUAUCGAUGCGAUAAAAUCGCAUUAUCGAUCGAAUUAAAUCGUAAGAAAAUUAUGCCAACAUUGGUAGCCAAUUACGUAGCCAGAAGUAAGUUCAAAGUAUUAAUAGGAAAUAAUGUAAUAAAUUUCAAUAUGAAAAUAUUACUUUUACAUUGUUAUAUGAUAGUAGCGUGUUCAUGCGUUUGCUGCUUGUUAUAUGAGAACAAAGAAAUCAGAAAAUUUAAUUUUAUACCGUUAAUUGGAACUCGACAGAAAAAAAAAAAUUCUAACUUCUGAAAUCUUCUAUUAAUUUAACUUUUUAAUAUUUACUUCAUUAAUGACUAUUUUAAUCAAACAUAGUUCUGUGGUGUGAAUUCGUUUAAAACAAUCUUAUUGUACAGUCUCGUUACUAAGAUGUUUCAUUGCACAAAUUAUUAGUAUUUUACUUAACAGUAUUUUGCACAAAGUUCAACUAUUUAAUUAAGAUGUUUUAAUUAAACGCACAUUAUUAUGGAUUUGUAAUUUAUUGUUCAAAGGAUCUCGUGAUAAAUUGAUUUGACUUCGCUCAAUGCAGUCAAGUCUUAUUUAAUCAAUUACUGCGAACAAGUAUUGUCCCUAAAUUUGUUAUUUAAGUAGUCACUCACAGAUUUUUUGUGUUACAAUCUACUAUGUACAUUCACUAUUGUUAUUUAGCGAUUCUUGUUAAACAAACAAUGGUUAACACAGGGAGCGAACAAUAAAAGAGUUGAGAAUUAAA
This is a messenger RNA of Osmia lignaria (orchard mason bee), 4720 nucleotides long. RefSeq names its product endoplasmic reticulum metallopeptidase 1. Gene Ontology annotation, biological process: proteolysis. Lineage: Eukaryota; Metazoa; Arthropoda; Insecta; Hymenoptera; Megachilidae. Gene Ontology annotation, molecular function: metalloexopeptidase activity. The record is from RefSeq and is a predicted model, not a curated record.